Molecule: messenger RNA, 4783 nt
Organism: Chroicocephalus ridibundus (black-headed gull)
Lineage: Eukaryota; Metazoa; Chordata; Aves; Charadriiformes; Laridae
Gene: NCAM2
Product: neural cell adhesion molecule 2
Exons: 18
Coding region: 239-2749 (836 amino acids)
Biological process (GO): cell adhesion
Cellular component (GO): membrane
Molecular function (GO): protein binding
Source: RefSeq, a predicted model, not a curated record
GCGGCCGUGCGUGUGGCGCGGAGGGAUCCGCGCGGCCCGCUGUGUGCCCGCCUCCUGCGCGGCGGCCGCUGCCUCCCCGAUAUAGUGCGGCGGCGGGAGGCGCGCGCGGUCACUGGGCGAGCGGCGCUGCGCGGUGCGGGGCUGCGCGGUGAGGCGCGGCGCGGACGGCUGCGGGGUUUUGCCUGGGCUGCUCCAGCACCUCCGGCUUGGAACUGUCCGCCGGUGCCAGCUCCUGAACAUGAGCCUCCUGCCUCUCUACCUGCUCGGAUUGCUCCUCAGUAGCGGGCAAGCUCUACUUCAAGUUACAAUUUCACUUAGCAAAGUUGAGCUCAGUGUGGGUGAAUCCAAAUUCUUCACAUGCACAGCCAUUGGUGAGCCUGACAGCAUAGAUUGGUACAAUCCCCAAGGAGAGAAGAUUGUUUCUAGUCAAAGAGUGGUUGUUCAGAAAGAAGGAGUUCGAUCACGUCUAACCAUUUAUAAUGCAAAUAUAGAAGAUGCUGGUAUAUAUCGGUGUCAAGCAACAGAUGCUAAAGGACAAACUCAAGAAGCUACUGUUGUUUUGGAAAUUUAUCAAAAGCUCACUUUCCGAGACAUAGUAUCUCCACAAGAGUUCAGGCAGGGAGAAGACGCAGAGGUUGUUUGCCGUGUUACUAGUUCACCUGCUCCCAUUGUCAGCUGGUUGUAUCGGAAUGAGGAAGUCACAACUAUUGCUGACAAUCGAUUUGCAGUAUUAGCAAACAAUAAUCUCCAAAUUCUUAAUAUCAAUAAAAGUGAUGAAGGAGUAUACAGAUGUGAAGGAAGAGUGGAAGCUAGAGGAGAAAUUGACUUUCGGGACAUAAUUGUUAUUGUGAAUGUUCCCCCUGCAAUUACUCUGCUACAGAAAUCCUUUAAUGCCACUGCAGAUCGAGGAGAGGCAAUAACUUUUUUCUGCAGAGCCAUUGGAUCACCUCCACCUGAAAUCAGUUGGUAUAGGAAUGGCAAACUUAUUGAAGAAAAUGAAAAAUAUGUGCUGAGAGGAAGCAAUACAGAACUAACAAUAAGAGAUAUAAAAAAUAUUGAUGCAGGUCCUUAUAUCUGUAAUGCUAAAAACAAAGCAGGAAAUGAUAAAAAACAGACAUUCCUUCAAGUUUUUGUACAGCCUCAAAUAAUACAACUUAAAAAUGAAACCACAUUUGAGAAUGGGAAAGCCACCCUCAUCUGUGAAGCAGAAGGAGAACCUGUUCCAGAGAUUACUUGGAAAAGGGCCAUUGAUGGAAUAACUUUCUCUGAAGGUGACAAGAGCCCAGAUGGCCGUAUAGAAGUCAAAGGGCAGCAUGGAAAAUCGUCACUGCAUAUUAAAGAUGUGAAGUUGUCAGAUUCAGGGAGAUAUGACUGUGAAGCUGCAAGUAGAAUUGGUGGGCACCAAAAGAGCAUGUACCUUGAUAUUGAAUAUGCCCCAACAUUUGUGUCAAAUCAGACUAUAUAUUACUCUUGGGAAGGCAAUCCCAUCAAUAUAAGCUGUGAAGUACUAGCAAAUCCGUCUGCCUCAGUUCAGUGGAGAAGAGGAAAAUUAGUUUUACCUGUAAGAAAUACAACACAUCUGAAGACCUACAGUACAGGAAGAAAGCUGAUUCUAGAGAUUGCUCCCACAUCUGACAGUGAUUUUGGAAGGUAUAAUUGCACAGCCACAAACAGAAUAGGAACAAGAUAUCAGGAGUAUACACUUGGUCAAGCUGAUGUGCCAUCAAGUCCUUAUGGAGUACGAGUUUUAGAGUUGUCACAAACCACUGCCAAAGUUUCAUUCAAUAAGCCAGAUUCACAUGGAGGUGUGCCCAUUCAUCAUUACCAAGUGGAUGUAAAAGAGGUAGCCUCAGAAACCUGGAAAAUAGUUCGCUCCCAUGGAGUUCAAACAAUGGUUGUUCUCAGCAAUUUGGAACCAAAUACGACCUAUGAAAUCAAAGUAGCUGCCGUAAAUGGAAAAGGGCAAGGAGAGUAUAGCAAAAUUGAGAUCUUUCAGACUUUACCUGUCCGGGAGCCAAGCCCCCCUUCAAUUCAUGGGCAACCAGGAAGUGGCAAGAGUUUUAAACUUAGCAUAACUAAACAAGAUGAUGGGGGUGCGCCCAUUUUGGAAUAUAUUGUCAAAUACAGAAGUAAAGAUAAGGAAGACCAGUGGCUAGAGAAAAAAGUGCAAGGUAGUAGAGACCACAUCAUCUUAGAGCAUCUUCAGUGGACCAUGGGUUACGAAGUACAAAUCACAGCUGCCAACAGACUGGGUUACUCUGAACCAACAUUGUAUGAAUUCAGCAUGCCACCAAAGCCCAACAUUAUUACAGACACAAUUUUUAACGGUCUUGGACUUGGUGCUGUCAUUGGCCUGGGAGUGGCAGCCCUUUUGUUAAUCCUGGUUGUGACUGAUGUUAGCUGCUUCUUUGUACGACAAUGUGGAUUGCUAAUGUGCAUCACCAGGAGGAUCUGCGGGAAAAAGAGUGGUUCAAGUGGAAAAAGUAAAGAACUGGAAGAAGGAAAGGCAGCUUACUUGAAAGAUGGAUCAAAAGAGCCAAUAGUGGAAAUGCGAACAGAGGAUGAAAGAAUUACCAAUCAUGAAGAUGGGAGCCCAGUAAAUGAGCCAAAUGAGACAACUCCGCUCACAGAACCGGAGAAGCUGCCACUAAAGGAGGAAAAUGGGAAAGAAGCUUUAAAUCCAGAAACCAUAGAAAUCAAAGUUGCUAAUGACAUCAUCCAGUCAAAAGAAGAUGAUAGCAAAGCAUAAUAAGAUAAACUACAGCUGUCUGGAUAAUGCAUUUGGAUUGAAGUAACCCUGUGACCAAAACUUUACAGCUGACCUUAAUUUCUUGGGAAACUUAAGCUUGGAAUAGUUAGUACAUGUGUACAUAUGAUGAAACAGUUUAUGUCUACAGUUCCUUUCUAUUUUUUUGUUAAUGGUUUUAGUAUGUAGUUUUGCUGACAUCAAGUCCCAUGGUAUAAAUUUGAAAAAUCUGCAGAAUAAGAACUGUAAUUUAUUAUAUGACGAAGUAUGUCUCUUUAGAAGAAUACUUUACAAAGCACCCCUAACCACAAACAACACAACAGGUCUCUCCAGAUCCUACAGUGCAAGCUACAUACAUGAAGUGCCAUACGCUACUGUAUUUGUUUCCAUUUAUAAUAAAGCAAAAGUUUAGGUUGCCUUUAAAACAAAAAGGAAACCAGUCUUAGCGUAACAUUGAAGACCUUAGCACUAGCAGACACUCAGUAGUCAUUCCAGCUGUGCUUACCACCUGAAACAAACACAAAAACACUCUUCAGCAUUGAGCCAGCUCCACCUGCAGUUCCACCUGGGUUCUUCAGUAUAAUAAAAAGUUGGUAAACACGACGUCCAGAUUGAAAUAAAAUUAGCUAAAUAUUUUAUAGCAGUAUAUUGGCCUCAUCCUAACUACAUGACUGUGACUCUGAAAGGCCCCAGGAUUUUCAGUGCUUCUGGUUUUCGGUAUUAAUGUUUGGGAGGUUGCAUGUAAACUAAAAUGCAGAAAGGUGUGAAAAGAAAACUUUUUUGAUUAUAAUCUUGGCUUUAAUUGAAUUACAAUAACCACAAACUCAAAAUAUUUAUCCCGACAUUUAUAUACAUAUACAGUAUUUGUUCUUCUUUUAGUUCUAACCUUUUAGUUAAGGGAUAAAACUGCAUUUUAGUGUAGUAGAUAUAUUUUCUCCCCAAAUCAGUACAUUAAAUUUUAAAAGUUGGCCUUAUUAAAGUAGCACUUGUUCCUUUAUGAUUUCAUACUCUUUGUCUUAACAAAAAAAAACCCAUAAGAACAGAUGGAAAGGAGGACUUUGGCUAAACAGUUAGAAACAGUUUUAAAUUAUUAAUUAAUAGCAUCUUUUAUUAGCUUAAAUACAUUUUUCCUGUUGACCAUUCCUUAAGAUAAAACUUUUUACUUUUUAUUAUUCUGGCUAACAUGCAGCUUUCUGAAAUUUGACUGAUCUAUUUGAUAAAAAAUUAAUUCUUAUUUAUUAUCAUUGAUUUAAUGGUGCCACUAAUUGGAGCAAUAUAUUUUGUUUCCAUUCCAGCAUAGCGUAUCCACUUGUCAGCAGUAAAUUGUAGAGUACCUUGUGGAUUUUCUACACCUAAGUCAUACCUGAGGUUUAAGUGUAGCUUCACUCUGCAAAUUACAUUCUCUCCAUCCUAUAUUUGAAUUUUGCUCAUAUUUGAAGUCCUUACACCUCCUGAUUUCCCACAGAAUGUCAUCAACCCUUAGCUGGUAUUUUGUAGUCAUGGCAAAGUGGUGCAGUAAAGCUGAAAGUGAAAGAUAAAAGAGUGUCCUUAAAUUUGGGGAAAACGGCAGGUUAACCUUCGUGUUGACCCAAGCUUUAGUGCAUUUGAAAGAGCUAGGAUGAUAUGUUUAGUUCAUAGAUCUUUCAUAUUACAGAAUCACAGAAUCUUCAUGGUUGGAAAGGACCUUUAAGAUCAUCUAGUCCAACCAAACAACCUACAGUCUCUGCCACUAGAGCAUGCCCUGAAGUGCCACAUCUAGACGUUUCUUAAAUACCUCUAGGGAUGGUGACUCAACCACCUCCCCGGGCAGGCUGUUCCAGUGCCUGACCACUCUUUCAGUAAAGUAAUUCUUCCUAAAUCUAAUCUAAACCUCCCCUGCCACAACUUCAGACCAUUUCCUCUGGUCCUGUCAUUAUUUACAUGGGAGAAGAGGCCAACACCCACCUCUCUCCAGCCUCCUUUCAGGUAGUUGUAGAGGGCAAUGAGGUCUCCCCUCAGCCUCCUCUUCUCCAAGCAGAACAUGCCCAGCUCCCUCAG